Messenger RNA from Rhizopus microsporus ATCC 52813, 1014 nucleotides. Its product is annotated as Aldo/keto reductase. The record is from RefSeq and is a predicted model, not a curated record. Bases 1 to 1014 code for a protein of 337 amino acids. Gene Ontology annotation, molecular function: voltage-gated potassium channel activity. Gene Ontology annotation, cellular component: cytoplasm. Gene Ontology annotation, biological process: potassium ion transport. The transcript has 8 exons. Lineage: Eukaryota; Fungi; Mucoromycota; Mucoromycetes; Mucorales; Rhizopodaceae.
AUGGAGUAUCGAUAUUUAGGCAACUCGGGCUUAAAAGUGAGUGUACUUUCUUUAGGUUCUUGGAUAACUUUUGGUGGACAAAUCUCUCCUGAACAAACUACUGAGAUUGUAAAGACAGCAUUAGAGUUAGGUAUCAAUCACUUUGAUGUAGCAGAAAGUCACUCUGGCGGACAAGCCGAAAUCGACUUGGGUUUAGCCUUACGAAACCAACCAGGACUUCGACGCUCGGAUUAUGUCCUCUCUACCAAGGUCUUUUGGGGAGGUAAAGGACCUAAUGAUAGAGGAUUAUCGAGAAAGCAUGUGUUUGAAGGCACCGUGGCUUGCUUACAGCGACUACAAUUGGAUUAUGUGGAUAUACUGUAUGCACAACGGCCAGAUCCUGAUACACCUAUGGAAGAGAUUGUGCGUGCAUUCAACUGGUGUAUUGAUAAAGGCAUGGCUCUUUAUUGGGGGACAAGUGAAUGGCCGGCUUAUUUGAUUACAGAAGCAAUGCAUGUAGCUGCCCGAUUGAACCUAAUAGCGCCCAUUACAGAAUCACCACAGUAUAAUAUGCUGAAUAGAGAGCGAGUAGAAAAAGAGUAUUUGCCAAUGUUCCAGAAAUACAAACUAGGUACAUGCACAUGGUCACCUUUAGCCUCAGGUCUAUUGAGUGGGAAAUACAAUGAUGGCAUCAUUCCUCCCUAUACGCGAUUCUCCAUCCAGGAUCAUCCAGUGAUCAAUAGACUAAGAGCAGGAUUCUUUAGUGAAGAAGGAAGAAGAAAAUUGGAAAAGAUAAAGAUGGUGUGUGCUAUUGCACACCGACUAGGAUGUACACCAGCACAAUUAGGAAUUGCCUGGUGCCUGAAGAAUGAGAAUGUAACAUCAGUCAUCAUUGGUGCAUCUACACCUGCACAGGCUAGAGAGAACAUUAAAGCGCUGAAUAUUCGUCAUUUAUUAACAGAAGAUGUGAUGCAUGAAAUAGAUAGAAUAUUAGGCAAUAAGCCUGAAAGUGUAUUUGACUUUAGAAAAUCAUAA